Molecule: messenger RNA, 1967 nt
Organism: Vitrella brassicaformis
Lineage: Eukaryota; Vitrellaceae
Source: the annotation of a GenBank genome assembly
CUACGGGCGGACGGGGGUGAAAUCGACAUUGCAGAUUCUGUACCGCUGCUGCGGCUCCAAGACGAUAUCUCCUCCACUAUCACUGUCGCUGUCAAUGUCCCACUCGUUGUCGCUCUCAUCGCUGUCCCAGUCAUCGCCUCCCACUCCACUGCGCUGUCGCCUCAAACCAACACCAAGACCAUCGUCGGGCUGCCCUUCGCCGUCCCCCGCAACCUGCCCGCUGUCCGAAGCCUCUCUCUCGGCAUCCUCUGGGGUGCCCUGCUGCCCCUCUGCUUCGCUCCCAACUGAUUUCUCCUCGUCAGAUCCCUCCUCAUGCUCGGCCGUGCCCUUGUUGUUGUCAUCACUGGUGCUGUCGUCGUCCUCGUCGUCUUCAUCCUGAGGCUCCUCUUGCCCGUCCACCCCGUCCUCUGAACCGUCAGGUCCCUCGUGACGCAGAGCCUGCUGCUGGGCGUACAUGAGAUCAUCAUCGUAAAUAAAAUCGCGGUAGUCAGAGUUCCUGUUCUCGCUGUCAUCGAAAUCCCUCACUCGCUGCAGCUGCAGGCUGAUCCCUCGGUAGUUGAGCAUGUGUCCGAAUGUGCUGUAGAUGGCCAAACCGAGUGGCAUCUGUGGGAAGCCCGUCUUCUGUUGGAAGUCCCUCUUCCUGGCAAGCUGCUCGGCCAUCCAGUCAAUCGACAGCCGCAGCGGGAGUGCCUCCGUGAGCUUGUGAAUGGCUGCCAGACGAAUGAAGUCGGCCAUCUGCUGCCAAACCUUCCGUCCUUGCUCGAACACAUAGGCGCAUUUGCUGUAGUACUGAAAUGUCGGCCGAUGCACGUCGACGAGGCCGGUGAGGUGGUUGCCGUCGAGGGAGCCGUCGAUGCGUCUGAGCAUGAAGGCCUCGUUGAUGAGUUGUGUGCCGUAGUGGGUGUUCGUUGCCCGCGCCGGGCUAAUGGCCACGUCGACAGGGAGGUAGCCCACGACACCAUCGCUAUACAAGUCGUCCGGCAGCCGAUUGGCCGUCACGUCCACGGCAUCAUCACCAUCAGCAGCAGCUGUGGUGUCUGGCUGAGAUGGGGGAUGGGGCGGGUCGGGAAAGAUGUGGUGGGUGAUGGUGUCUACGGCAGCCGAGAGGGUCGACACGCUCGACUUGACGGAUGACCACUCAUGGGCAAUGACGAACGCCUGAAGCCAUCAUACAGACGACAGACAAGGCGGGAUGUGUUGAGCCGCCCCCCUGACUGUGUCUGUGUGACUCACCUGGUCGUCGGUAAUGGACGUCAUUAUCAACGGGUCGACGUCCGACACCUCAGUGGUCACCUGACACACACACACACACAGAGCAGACAGACCACGGCUGCAUCCCUCAGUGGGUCGAUGUCUGUGUGUCAUCCACCUGUUGAAUGAGUGAGUGUAUGGCCGCCAGCCGACCACACACAUCACCCGACCCAACACACACAGGGGGGGACGCCUGCACAGAGAACGACCAAAGGCACACUCAGUGAUACUCAGUGAUUCACACAGUGGCGCAAUGCAUUUGCCUCACCGAUGCUGCUUGACUGUGCCCCUGCUGGUGCUGCUCGUGGUGGUGAGCUGCAGCAUCACUCAUCCCACUGAUGCCUGUGCAAACACAUACAAUGCACACGGAUGUGUCUGUCAGUCAGGCUGUCAGCUGUGCUUGUGAGGUCUCACCGGCCGCAUCAGCGGGAUGGCUGUCGGUUUGCUGGCGCUUUGCAUCACCUCCAACAGACUCACUGGAGGAGGACAUUUCUGACGGAGACAUGAAUGGUGACACACACGGUGAGAGUCAGCCGAGCAUUUGUAGCACAUGCAGCCGUUCGUGUGCCUCACCACCGGACGGUUUUGCUUCAAGGCGAUAUUGUCACUGCCAAGCGCACACAGAUCUCACUGAUUCACGAAGACACCACGCAGUCUGCACGCGGCGGUGACGGAAGGGACCGGGCGCUUCAGCCUUCAGAAAGCACUUCACACAC